Colletotrichum spaethianum is the source of this 180-nucleotide messenger RNA. RefSeq lists its product as uncharacterized. NCBI's taxonomy places the organism in Eukaryota, Fungi, Ascomycota, Sordariomycetes, Glomerellales, Glomerellaceae. The coding region runs from base 1 to 180 and encodes 59 amino acids. The transcript has 2 exons. The record is from RefSeq and is a predicted model, not a curated record.
AUGUCGGACUCCCCCCAAUCUCCUCCCAAGGAUGUUGACCAAGGUGUACAAUCACCGGAAGAGGAACAAAUGAACGAGCCUCAAGACCCACAGUCCGGUGGCCUCACCUAUGAGUUCGAGGUCAAGGAGCAGGACCGCUGGUUGCCCAUAGCCAAUGCGACGAGACGACAACGACGAUGA